Molecule: messenger RNA, 567 nt
Organism: Lampris incognitus (smalleye Pacific opah)
Lineage: Eukaryota; Metazoa; Chordata; Actinopteri; Lampriformes; Lampridae
Product: gamma-crystallin M3-like
Exons: 3
Coding region: 1-567 (188 amino acids)
Biological process (GO): lens development in camera-type eye; visual perception
Molecular function (GO): structural constituent of eye lens
Source: RefSeq, a predicted model, not a curated record
AUGAGCACGCGAGCAUCGGAACUGGACCUUGGAGCAAUCAUCUUCUACGAGGACAAAAACUUCCAGGGUCGGUCCUAUGAGACCAGCAGCGACUGCCCUGAGCUGACCUCCUACCUGAGCCGUUGCAACUCCUGCAGGGUGGAGAGCGGCUGCUUCAUGGUCUAUGAGAGGCCCAAUUUCAUGGGUCACCAGAUGCUGGUGAGGAGAGGAGAGUACCCCGACAACCAGCGCCUGAUGGGCAUGACCAUGAGUGACUGCAUCCGCUCUUGCCGUAUGAUCCCCAUGCACAGAGGACAGUUCAGGAUGAGGAUCUACGAGAGGGAGAACUUCUCCGGCCAGAUGCACGAGCUGAUGGAUGACUGUGACUCCAUCCAGGACCGUUUCCGCAUGUCUGACUGCCAGUCCUGCAACGUGAUGGACGGCCACUGGCUCAUGUACGAGCAGUCCCACUUCAGAGGCAGGAUGAUCUACCUGAGGCCUGGAGAGUACAGGAGCAUGAGAGACAUGGGCAUGGGUCCCAUGGAUAUGAGGAUUGGCUCCAUCCGUCGCAUCAUGGAGUCUUGUUAG